AUGUCUAAUACAACUGAUGAAAAACAAGAAACUAGUAAUAAUAAACCUGAUUAUUUACUUGUAUAUAUUCAAGUAAAUAAAUAUAAGAAAAAUGCUUUUUUGAGAUUUAAUGAUAAUGAUCAAGAAAAUUUUUUGAAUUUAUUAAAUGAAUAUAGUAAAAAUCUUAUUGAUGUUUAUAAAGAUGAAUUUCCUUUAGAAGGAUCUGAAGAAUAUAAUUCAAAUAAAUCUUAUUUUGAUAAAAAACAAAGAUUUGUUAAAAUAGAAACAGAAAAUCAAGUUUUAAAAGAAGAGCUUAAACAACAAAAAGAACUUUUAGAACAAAUUAAUAAUAUGAAGAUUCAAAAAAAGGAUACUUCUUAUUUGAGUGUUGAAAAAAUAAAUGAUUUUAUUGAAAAAAAUUUUGAUUUUAAUGUUUUAAACAAAGUGAUACGUGGUCAUAAAUUUGAAUUGCAAAUGGUACAAUUUUUAAAAGAUAUUGAAGGUGAUGGAACUAUUAGACAAACACCUGAUAGAGGAAUUGAUAUUGAUGGUACAUUUGAAAAUGUACAGUUUGUAAUGCAAUUAAAAUAUCAUAUAGAUACUAAAAAUCAUCCUGUAACUGUUAAUGAAAUUUACAAAUUGUAUGAUUCAUAUAAUAUACAUCAUAAUAAUAAUAGUAAUUAUGUUGAAGCUAAAUAUUGUAAUGGUAAAAUUUAUUUAAUUAUACAUAAAGAUUUAUAUGAUUUAUUGAUUAAAUUAAAUGAUAAAUCUAUUAAGAAUAUUAAUGGUAAUAAUAGUAUAACAUUUGAAAAUAUUGAUAUUACUAAUUUUUCUUUAAAUUAUUCUGAUAUUAGAAUUAGUUGUGAUCAUGUAAAUAAUCCAAAAAUUUAUAUUUACAAACUUAAUAAUGAAUAUAUUACUUGUGAAAAAACUUCUAAAAAAAAUGAAGAUGUAAUUAGUAAUAAAUUGAAUCAAGAGUUUUCUUUUAAUUCUAGAUUUGAUGAUAUUCAACCUAUUUAUGAUAGAUUUAAAUUAUAUGGAUAUUUUUUAAAUGAACUUGAGUUUAAUAUUUUGAAUAAAAGAAAAAUGGAUAAAUUAAAUAAAAUAGAAUUAGAUGAAAUUAUUAGUAAUUUUAAAUUGCCAAUUAUAAAUACUAUUCAAACAAAAAUUACCAAUUUAUUAUUAGUAAAGAAUCAAAAAUAUUAUAAGAAUAUAUAUAAUAGUAAAAAAAGAAAAUUUGAACAUGAAAUAAAAUUAUUUGAACAUACUAGAAAUAAAAUACUUAAAGAAAUUAAUAGUAAAAAUCCACAUAUGACUAUUAAUGUAGUAGAAAAAAUUGAAAUUACAAAACGAACAAGUCCAUUUAUUUUUGGAAUU
Molecule: messenger RNA, 1356 nt
Organism: Cetraspora pellucida
Lineage: Eukaryota; Fungi; Glomeromycota; Glomeromycetes; Diversisporales; Gigasporaceae
Source: the annotation of a GenBank genome assembly